AUGAAAUGUGCUGGGGCGCUGCGCUGGAGCGCUGGGGCGCUGGGGCGCUGGAGCGCUGGGGCGCUGGAGCGCUGGGGCGCUGGAGCGCUGGGGCGCUGGAGCGCUGGGGCGCUGGAGCGCUGGGGCGCUGGAGCGCUGGGGCGCUGGAGCGCUGGGGCGCUGGAGCGCUGGGGGCUGGAGCGCUGGGGCGCUGGAGCGCUGGGGCGCUGGAGCACUGGGGCGCUGGGGCGCUGGGGCGCUGGGGCGCUGGAGCGGCGUGGAGGGGCACUGGGGGUGCAGCGCUGGGGCGCUGGAGCGCUGGGGCGCUGGGGCGCUGGGGCGCUGGAGCGGCGUGGAGGGGCGCUGGGGCGCUGGGGCGCUGGAGCGCUGGGGCGCUGGAGCACUGGGGCGCUGGGGCGCUGGGGCGCUGGGGAGCGCUGA
Messenger RNA from Symbiodinium sp. CCMP2592, 420 nucleotides. NCBI's taxonomy places the organism in Eukaryota, Dinophyceae, Suessiales, Symbiodiniaceae. The record is from the annotation of a GenBank genome assembly.